Molecule: messenger RNA, 1122 nt
Organism: Syngnathoides biaculeatus (alligator pipefish)
Lineage: Eukaryota; Metazoa; Chordata; Actinopteri; Syngnathiformes; Syngnathidae
Gene: yeats4
Product: YEATS domain containing 4
Exons: 7
Coding region: 202-882 (226 amino acids)
Biological process (GO): regulation of DNA-templated transcription
Source: RefSeq, a predicted model, not a curated record
GGAACUCUGUCGAAGGUCCCCUAGUUUACGCCGGGCUUGGAAACAAGUUGCACCAGCAGAAGACCGGAAGCUAUCCUCGCCGUUUUGUUGACAUGAGCUGAAUCAAUGGCGGUCACAAAAAAUGUGCAACUGCUCCGGAGAACCAUAAGAACAACUUAAAUUGUUUCCAGGGUGUCCGCUUAGCGUCACGCCCUGUAUAAUAUGUUUAAAAAGAUGACAGAAUUUGGUCCAGAUUCCGGUGGGCGCGUUAAGGGAAUCACUAUUGUGAAGCCGAUCGUGUUCGGAAACGUCGCUCGCUAUUUCGGGAAGAAGCGAGAGGAAGAUGGGCACACUCAUCAGUGGUCCGUCUAUGUGAAACCUUACAGGAACGAGGAUAUGUCAGCUUAUGUGAAGAAGAUCCAAUUCAAGCUUCACGAAAGCUACGGUAACCCACUCAGAGUGGUGACCAAGCCGCCUUAUGAGAUUACAGAGACGGGCUGGGGGGAGUUUGAAAUCACCAUCAAGAUCGUCUUCAUUGACCCCAACGAGAGAUCCGUGACUCUCUACCAUCUGCUGAAGCUCUUCCAGUCCGACUCCAGCGCCAUGCCGAAGAAAACGGUCGUCUCCGAAUUCUACGACGAAAUGAUUUUCCAGGAUCCGACCGCCAUGAUGCAGCAGCUCCUGACCACGUCGAGGCAGCUCACGCUCGGGGCUUACAAACACGAGACCGAGUUCGGCGAGCUGGAGCUGAGGACCAAGGAGAAAAUGGAGGCGGCCAAGAAGAGAACGAGUCAGGAGAUCAUGGAGCUGAAAGACAAGCUGAAGGCCAGCCGGGAGAACAUCAACCACCUCAAGAUGGAGAUCAGGAGGCUGGAGGAAGAUGGAGACCACAAGGACCACUGACUCAAUAGCGAAUAUUUUGACCAUGCUUAUUUGUUGUAGUCUUUUUUGACAUUUUCUUUUUUUAUUUUAAAGUUGGUCACACUGUUCUUUUUAAGCCUUAAAUUUAUCAAAGGUUGUUGUUCAGGGAAAUGGGAGGAGUUUGUAUUGAUAUUGUAUUUUUUUAACGUACUUUUUAGUAUAUGAACCUUAAAUUCUGUAUCCCGUUGUUUAAAAAAAUAAUAGUAAAAUCGUCGCUAUUGG